AUGAAUCUGAGCAACAUUAUAACCCUGAUGAACCUGGAAGACACCAUGCUGAGUAAAAUUAGCCAAGGACAAAUCGUGCAUGAAGCCAGUAUUAUAAAAGUUCAGAAAAGGUUGUCACAAGAAGCAGAUGUUGAUGGUGACCAGUUACAGCAGUGGCCUGACUCAUAUACAAAGAAGUUUGAACACAGGAUUUACCCCAUCACAUUUUCUGUUGGAAACCCUCAGGAAUGGAAGAAAUUAUUCAAACCCUGUGCUGCCCAGAGACUCUUUCUUCCGGUGAUUUUAAAAGACGUGGACUCCCUUUUGUACGUGGACACUGACGUUCUCUUUCUGAGACCCGUCGAUGACAUCUGGAAACUCCUGAGGCAUUUUAACUCUACCCAGCUUGCAGCCAUGGCCCCCGAGCAUGAAAUCCCCAAGAUUGGCUGGUACAGUCGCUUUGCUCGGCACCCUUUCUAUGGUGCUGCAGGAGUUAACUCUGGGGUCAUGUUAAUGAACUUAACACGCAUCAGGAGUACCCAGUUCAAGAACAGCAUGACUCCAGCAGGGCUGGCGUGGGAGGACAUGUUGUAUCCCUUGUACCAGAAGUAUAAGAAUGCCAUCACGUGGGGAGACCAAGAUUUAUUAAAUAUUAUUUUUAAUCUCAACCCAGAGUGUCUCUAUGUGUUCCCCUGCCAUUGGAAUUACCGCCCCGACCACUGCAUGUAUGGGAGCAACUGCAAAGAGGCCGAGCUAGAAGGUGUGUCUGUCCUGCAUGGGAACCGAGGUGUCUACCAUGAUGAUAAGCAGCCAACUUUCAAAGCGCUCUAUGAAGCAAUACGGGAUUUUCCUUUUCGAGACAAUCUCUUCCAGUCCAUGUAUUCCCCGCUGCAGCUGAAGUUUUUGGAGACUGUGCACACGUUAUGUGGACGAAUCCCCCAAGUGUUUCUGAAGCAGAUUGAGAAAACAAUGAAGAGGGUUUAUGAGAAGCAUGUCAUCUUCCAUGUCGGCCCCGACAGGAUGCACUGACUGCUUCAUCCCUCCUUCCUCUCUCAUACUGAACUGCAAGACAUCAUUCAGGUGCCCGGCGAUCAAGGCAGUGUGACUCUGAAGCCUGCCUCUUCCUUGUAUGAUUCUUGAAUGGUGCUCCUGGACUGUCGAGUUUCAAAGACUUUGUUAAGUUUGUCUCAAUUAGUGCACCCAACGGGAAAUACGCGUCUCCUUGUUUGUUUGUUUUUCUAAAAUGCUACUUACCACU
Molecule: messenger RNA, 1237 nt
Organism: Echinops telfairi (small Madagascar hedgehog)
Lineage: Eukaryota; Metazoa; Chordata; Mammalia; Afrosoricida; Tenrecidae
Gene: GXYLT2
Product: glucoside xylosyltransferase 2
Exons: 6
Coding region: 1-1008 (335 amino acids)
Biological process (GO): protein O-linked glycosylation via N-acetylgalactosamine
Molecular function (GO): UDP-xylosyltransferase activity
Source: RefSeq, a predicted model, not a curated record